Molecule: messenger RNA, 1436 nt
Organism: Annulohypoxylon maeteangense
Lineage: Eukaryota; Fungi; Ascomycota; Sordariomycetes; Xylariales; Hypoxylaceae
Exons: 7
Coding region: 297-1172 (291 amino acids)
Molecular function (GO): oxidoreductase activity
Source: RefSeq, a predicted model, not a curated record
GUUCUAAGUCAUCGAAAUGGGUUUAUCAUAUCCCUCGCUUUUAAUUGGUUCAUAUUGGAGUAACGCUCGUCAUUAAACCGGGAUCACCCCACUAAGCCGAUUCCGAUUCCGAUUCCUUAAUCAGGUUUCGGAGACUUGGGUAGGUACUGGAAGAGAAUAUCGAAAACUUGUAGACUUAUGGGGGACCAUAUUACAGGUAGAAACCUGUUCCCUCUUAGUUCGUUGCUCUCAUGUCCAACGUACCUAUCUAGACGGAAUGACAAUAUGUCAAUUAUCUUUCAACUAUUGAAGUCAACAUGGCUUCACCUGAUGUGAAUAUAGAAACAUCUAUUGAUUUCAUUGCUGAUCUCCCGGUAUAUGGAGAAGAGAAGCCUUUCUUUCUACACCCUUCUGCCUCGAACGAUGUUAAUCUUGACGAGAUAAAGACCUCUAACGUCGAAUGGGACACCAAGCCUGUCACCGUAUAUAGCAUGCGUGACAGGGAAGAUAUUAGUUUAGAAAAGAACGGGUUCUGCUACACCAAGCAUGAUUCAAAAUGCCUUCCGAAUCUUGGUAUGAAUACCGAAGGAUUGGCGGAUUACCGCAAGGAGAGUGAGAAUUUUCUACAAUCCUUUCUCAACGCCGAACUCGUCCAUUGCUAUGAUUGCAAGUUGCGGAAAAACGCACCGAUGACUUUAGAAAGCUUUGAUCCAAGCGAUCCACUUCUUGUAGAACAGGUCGCUGUGGGUGCACACGUUGACAUCUCACUCGAUACUGUACCACGCCUCCUCAAGAACAUCAUCACUGAAGAGCAGCUGGAAACCUUCUAUAAGCCUGGGUACCGCUUCAGGUUAAUUAACACGUGGCGCUCAAUAUUACCACGCUGCGAAGACCGACCGCUUGCGAUGUGCGACUACACCUCUAUCGAUGCGAAUGACCUCGUUGCCACAGAUAGAGUAUAUCCGAAAUGGAACCAGGAGAUAUAUUACCUCAAAUACAAUAAAGACCAACGGUGGUAUUGGUUGCCAAACCAGCGGUCUGACGAACCUUUUCUGUUCAUGACAUUCGACAGUCACGCAGGAUCGAAUGCGCGGUAUUGCCCCCACGUUUCAGUAGAAAGUCCGGUGGCAGCGCCACAGGCACCUCCGCGUGAGAGUGUGGAAACACGAAACCUUGUCAUUACAAAACUUUGAAAGGGAUACUAGGUGCGUGUGCGGUGACUUGAAGGCAUCCAUCUGUUGAGCUGCAGGUAGGCAGCAAAAGCAUUCCUCGGAGGUGGGGCUCAGGGGUUUAGGGGUUCAGGGGCUCUCCCCUAUUAUUAAUCGAUGACUAAGCGCGCUCCAUCUAACAAACAGUAUUGAUGAUUCUAAACUACGUCAUAGAUGGUCUAUUAUUAGAACCUAUCAUAUUUUUUCGAAUCAUAGUCAUAAUUAAAACAAACCAAUCGAUAAAUCAGC